AUGGCUACUCCGAAUGGUGUUCACGCGCCAUCGAGUGCUUUUAUAGAGCCGAAGUUUACAAGUGAUCAUCAGUUUACAUUAUUAAACAGUGAAGAACUUCGAUCAAAAAAUCGUGAACAAUUAAUAGAAAAACUUGAACGUGUUGUCCAAGAAAAAAAUGCUUCCAUUACUAAAUUAGAAGAACGUGAAUCAUACUUAGAAGAUUUACUUAAGAAGAAAAAUGUAGAAUUUCGUGCACUCGAAGAACAGUUACGACAGUAUGAAGGAAAGACACAAACAUUUGAACAAUUACAUCAAUUACAAGUACAUACUUUUGAAAAAACAAUACGUGAUUGUCAAAUUGAAAAUGAACGUUUAUAUGAACAUAUUAAUGAUCUAACAAAACAAUUAAGAGAAAAAUCUGAUUUUGAAGCUAUCAGUCAUGAAAAAAUUAUGACAUUUGAUCGUAUUGCUGCUGAUACACAACUUUGGCGUCAUAAACUUGAUUCCUAUAAAUCAACAGUUGAAAAUCAUGAAGAAACUAUUGCUAAACUUAGAAAAGAAAUCAGUGAUUUAUCGAAGAAAAAACAAACAAAUGGAGAUUUUGAAGACAACUCAUUAAAAGUACACAUUGCAACCCUUCAAAAUACGUUACGUGAUCGUGAUAAUGAAAUUGAACAUUUAAAAUUAACUCUCCGUCGUAAGCGAGAUAAAUCAGAACCGGGGCACUUAUCUCAUGACAGCCGUUGGCAAAGUUGUAAUGAAAAUAUUGGACGAAAUUCAUCUACGGGAAAACCAACUCGAUCUUCAUCUCAAAAGAAACGUCGUCCAUCUCCACCAAUUCGAGAUGAAUCUCCAACAUCAUCUCCAUUAGAUAUUGAAUAUUUAAAAAAGAAAAUUCAUACAUUAACAGAUCGUUUAGCUAAUGUUCAACAGUUACUUGUUAAACGUGAUGAUCAAAUAGUUACAUUAAAAAAAGUUCAUGAUAAACGUUGGUUACGUCUUAAACAUUUACAAAAACAAUAUCGUUCAAUUAAAGAUGAAUUACAAUCUUAUACUGAUGAUGAAAUAUUACAAAAAAGUACUCCUAAUAAUUAUUUUUAUGGUCGAGUUAUAAGAAAAAAUAAAGUUGGUUGUUCAGUAUGUGAUGAUCAACAACGAAGAAAACCAGCAGGUUCAAAACGAAAAGUACUUAAACAUGAAGAUGAUGAUAAUGUUUGGAAUGAAGUAACAAAAUUAAGACGAGAGAAUGCAAAAGUAGUUAACGAAAAUGUAAGUUUACAAGAAAAAGCUGAUUUACAAGAAAUUGAAAUUAAUGAACAAACAAUUGUUAUUGGUGAACUUCGAAAUGAAAUUCAAUUAUUAAAUGAUAAAGAUGAACUACGUCAAUCCAAGAUUUCAUCUCCAUUAAUAACUAAAUCAAGUGAUGAUCAACAACGUUUAAUUGAAGAAUAUGAUAAAAAAUUAUAUGAUCUUGAAACUGAACGAACAUGUUUAAUAUUUGAACAAGAACGUUUAAAAACUAGUCUUGAUCUAUGUAUUGAUGAAAAACAACAUCUAAUUCAACAACGAACACAAACAACGAGUGAAUUAAAAAAAUUUAAACUUCGUAUAUUAGCAUUACAAGAUCAAAUUCAUAAAUUAAAACGAAAUAAUCAAUUACCAAAUAAAAAAAAUAUUAUUAAACCAUCAUUAAUUAAAAAGAAACGAAUCAUUAAAAAGAACCCAAAUAAAUCGUGUUUAGAAAUGUUAUUAGAUCUAAAUCCAUCUCCUAGAUAUGCUGAUGAUCUUCCAAAUCAAUCAUCUGCUCGUUAUCGAGUAUCAUCAGCUAAAUCAGAAAAAUUUAAUACGAAUCGAUGGCGACGACAACAACACUAUCGUGCAUGCAGUCUUUGUGAUUAUCAUACAGAAGCUUCGUUAAUGAAACGUAAAAAAAGACCAUCAAUAUCAUCAACAAUGCAGAAAAAGAAAUGUAUUCCAUUAAAGAAAAAUGCUAACAAUAAAGUUCGCUUAGCAAAUUCUUUUCAACGUGAUCCAUAUUCACAGUAUGCAAGAAAAUGUUCAAUACCUCAAUCGAAAAAGAAAUCUCCAACUAGAAUUGGAACAAUGCGUAGACGUAUUGAAGAAUUAGAAAUGGAUCUUACAAAUGCUAGAGAUGAAAAUGCACAUCUUAAUCAACGUUUAACAACAACACUCAAUCGAGUUAAUAUACUUAAAGCUACAAAUCAAAGACUUCUUAAUGAAAGUGAUAGAGCAAAGCAUGAUCAACUUCUUCAAUCAACAUUAUCCUUGAAUGAAAAUCGACGUAGUGAUUCUUCAACUUCGGAUAGUAGUGAAACUAUUGAAAAUCUAUAUGUUCGUCUUAAAAAUACAUCAUUUGAUGCUACUCGACAACGUAAAUUAAAUAAAACUUUACAAGAAGAUAAUGAAACACUUACAAAAAAUCUUCAAUCAUUAACUGACAAAUUAACACAUACAGAACGUGAUAUAGCAAGUAAACGAAGUUUAAUUGAAAAUUAUAAAACACGAUUAACUGACAUCGAAACAAAUGGAAAUCGUGCACAUGAAAAAUCUACACAUGAAAGUGAUGAAGAACGAAUUAAAGCACUAACAGAAACAAUGGACAAACUACGAGUUUCACUCGAUUCCUAUAAAAAUCGUUUACAAGCUGUAUCACGAGAAAAACAACUUCUUGAAACACGUUAUGAACAAAUUCUUGAUGAACAUCAAAAAUUAAAAAUACGAUAUGAAGAUAUACAAACAAAACAUCGUUUAAAUGAACAACAACUUCGACAACAUCGUCUUAAUCAUGAACAUAUAAAUCAAGAAUUAUUAACAACACGUCGUUUAUCAGAACAACAAUUAUUAACAUUAAAUACAAAAAAUCAAGAAACAUUGAAUAAACUUGCAUUUGAAUUAGAUCGUACACGACGAUCUUUACAUGAACAUGAAAAAUUUACGAAUGGUCUUCUUUAUGAAAUGAUUCGACGAAGUGUUCAAAUGAAAGAUAAUGUUAAACGAGCACGCGAACAUCAAAGACAACGUGAAUCAUUAUCAAUGACAUUGCCUGGUUAUGAUACAGCAAUGAGUACAGCAAGUAAAAUAUUAAAUUUAACUCAAGAUGAUCUUGAUGAUAUUAUGUCAAUAACAGACGAUAGUUCUCAGGGCCAUACAAAAGAUGAUAAUAACAUUAAUAAAAAUGAUAAAAUACGACAAAAAGUAUCAAAAUUACUUGUUUCACAAGAAGAAUUUGCUGGAAAACUUCUAAAAAUAUUCAGUAAAAAAUUAGAUGAAAUUCAAGAAGCUGAUCGAGAUUUAGGAAUGAUUCGAAAUAUAUGA
This is a messenger RNA of Adineta steineri, 3318 nucleotides long. The record is from the annotation of a GenBank genome assembly. Lineage: Eukaryota; Metazoa; Rotifera; Eurotatoria; Adinetida; Adinetidae.